UUUUGACAAAUGGCUGACAUUUGACAAACGCAGUAUCGCGCUUCUAGUGAUGUGUAGUGAAUCGUGUCCGUCAGCCUAGAAAAGCGAUGACGAGAUGGUGAAAUGAUGUGAUUAUGUGUGAGACUCCACCGUUGCUAGUGAUAAAAUCGAAUUCAGCAGGCGACCUACUCGGAACUGACGCGAUGACACUGAUUCCAGAAUCCCCCGUUUCACAAUCUGUCGAACUGUCGAAACUCAAACGGACCUUCACUCUGCCCCGGAACCCUUUCAACGCCACCAGGAUGUCCAAACGGAGGAUAAAAACGAAAGAGAACGAGCAGGAUAGCGACAACAAGAAGGUCUUCCGCCGGCCCUCGUUCCGCAGGUUCAUCAACAAGAUCGCACAGCACAUCGGGGGCGUGCCGGUGAUCAGCGGCGACGCGCGCGUGCCCCCCGUAGGGCUGCAGACGUGGGGCCCCGAAGACACCCCGGGCGUGACGGGGCUCAAGAACCACGGCAACACCUGCUUCAUCAACGCGGUGCUGCAGUGCAUCUCGCACACCGACGUGCUGGCCGAGUACUUCGUGCUCGACAGGUACAAGGUGGACCUGUCGAGGCGGAACAAACUCAACUCGAAGAAGUUCGGGACCAAGGGCGAGAUCACGGAGCAGCUGGCGCUGCUCCUGAAGGCGCUGUGGGCCUGCCAGUACAGCCCCGAGCUGAGCACCGGCUUCAAGCAGGCGGUGGAGCGGCACGGCUCUCAGUACAAGGGCAACCAGCAGCACGACGCGCUGGAGUUCCUGCAGUGGCUGCUGGAUAAAGUGCACGAGGAUCUCAAUACGGCUUCCAAGAAGAAGUACAAGUUGAUUAAGACUUCCGGUCGACCCGACGAGGUCAUCGCCGCCGAAACUCUAGAGAAUUACAAGCGAUGCAACAAUUCGUUCAUCCAGGGUGUGUUCCAGGCCCAAUAUCGUUCGUCGUUGAGCUGCUCCCGUUGCCGCACCCAAUCCAACACCUUCGACCCUUUUCAAUGUAUCUCCGUGCAAUUACCCCAAUUCAGCAAGCAAUCGAUCUAUGUCACUGUCCUUUACACGUCCCAGCAACCGCGACAAGUCCAGAUCGGCUUGAGUAUGCCCUCGGGUGCCACCGUUUCGGAACUCAGGGACAUCCUCGAAUCGGACACGUCGAUCGAACGUGCCAACAUGCUCAUCACCGAAAUCGGCGAGACGGGGUUUUUAAGGACUUUUACCGACACGCAAUCGGUGAAUAUUAUUAGUGAAAUCGAUCCGAUUUAUUGCAUCGAAGUUGCACAACUCAAGGACGUUGAAGAAGACACGACCAGUGCUUACAUUUUAUUGUGUUGGAUCAAUGUGGUGGCUGUUGGUGAUGGAUACAAGCGAUUCGGUAGUCCAUACACCAUGCAAGUUUCUCGCGAGACCUCUUACGAGGACCUGCAGAAGCUCAUUCUCAAGGAAAUGGCACCUAUCUUACACGACGACAUCCUAACUUCGUCGCAACCGCGAGGGGUGUUUAAAAUCCGCAUCUCGGACCCCGCGUGCAACGACAAUGAACCUCCGUGCUACUUAGAACCGGACCUUGAGCAUCCCCUGUUCAUGGAAGCCGUCGACCAAGCGCUGGCGCUAUGUAGCGAAGAAGGAGGUCCAGCGCACGUUAAGCUCGUCAUGGAGUUUAGUUCCAGUGCCAAAUCUGCCAUCAUCGCCGACGACGGCGACCUCAUCGAAGAGCAUUCUUCCGUUAAACAGCUGAAGGCGCAGGCGCUGCAAGGCGGCGCACCUCUCACGCUCGAAGAGUGUUUGCGGGACUACACCGAAGCGGAGACUUUGACUGAUGCGUGGAGGUGUCCUCAUUGCCAGCAGUAUCAGCCCGUGGUGAAGACGUUGGAUAUGUGGUCGUUGCCGGAUAUCUUGGUGGUGCAUUUUAAGAGGUUCAGGCAACAAACCCUAAGAGGCUGCAACAGCGCCAAACUGACCACCAUGGUCGACUUCCCCGUCUACAACCUCGACAUGACACCACACCUGGCCAACAAGGGCAGCACAAACCUAAACCACGAUGACAACCAAGUCAUCAUAACGAACGGAUGGAGCCCCUUCAAACGAACACGAAAACAAUCGAACGCCAACGACAACAUGUACGACUUGUACGGCAUCUGCUACCAUCACGGUAGCGACAUUGAGACCGGCCACUACACGGCCGCCUGCAAAAAUCCCUACGACAACCAGUGGUACCUAUACGACGACGCUAAAGUUACCAAUCUGAGCAAACAGACAGACGAUAUAAGUGCACUUCUCGUCAACAACAGCGCUUACAUUUUGUUCUACCAGAGGAGAAACGGGUUAUAUGUCGGGUCCAGUUCAAACACUAGUAGUGCAGCUAGCACCAGUUCGGUGGGGUCCAGUACGGACCAUUGGGUGUCGCGCAUGCCCAGGUUCGUACCGCCAAAAAAUUUAAAGCUGAUCGAAAACAAGAAACAGGCGAAUAGUAGCGAGAAGUUAGUGGAAGAGAAUAAGGAGAACGCGGAGGAAACGCAAAAGACGAACGAAGAGGUGGCGCUGCGCAACAGCCAAAACGCGCUGCAUAGCAGUAGUACCAACGUGAGGAAGUCGCUGGAAAAUAAGAGCACGAAUACAGGGAACGAUGCCGAAGCGGAGCCUGAAGGGAACAAAAAACAGCUUUAUACGACCAGCAUUUACAUAAAUUCUAGCGGGGAUGUGGACAUUUCGUCGAAGGCAAACAAGGUGUCGCAUGAUGAGAUCAACGUGUCACUGACUGAGCCCGAAGUUAGGAAGGUUUACACAACGACGGCGGCUGUCCACAGGUAUUCAGAUAACGUCAACGUUUCGAGGACACGCUUGAAUUGGAUGUCGCCCCAGCCGGCCAGGAAAUUGAACCAAUCUCAACAGUCCGUUUGAGUGUUUUUGUUUCAAAGCUCACCAUGUAUUUUUGUAAAUAUUACAUAAGCACUAAAUAGUUACGUAGUUUUUUCAAGUUGCCUUUCAGCAAUACAUAAUGAAUGAGUUUCGUUGUUAAAUGGGUUAACUUUCUGUCAAUAGUUUUGUUUAUAAGAUAUUUAAGAGAUUUGUUUUAUUUUUUAAUAUUUUAUUUUUUCUCUGUAAGUGAAUAUUUAUUUUUUUGUGAAACAGGGAAGCUUAUUUAUUACCGCAAAUGUUUUUGUUAGUAAGUGGUGAUAUUAAUUUUUUUUAAUAAGUUUCAUGUUAAUCGUGUAAUAGUAAAGAUAAAGAUAUUUCUACUAUUUAUCCAAUAGGUUGUUAAAGUUAACUGUCAUGUAGUCAACGACAAUAAUUUUAGUUUUUUUUUUUCUUUUCUGGAUGGCUUUAUUUUGUUGUUUAUUAAAAUUGCUAGUCAUAAUCAUGAAAUACCAAAUAAAAGAGUAUUUCCAUAUAUUCUUAGAGUUGUAAGGAUCAAAUAGUAGAAGUUGGUACUGUAACAUGUAACGUGCCUUAAAUUGGAAUAAACAUUAUUACCCUUUGUUUACAUCACCUGGUUAAUAAAUUUGUAAAAAUUACAAA
This is a messenger RNA of Zophobas morio, 3527 nucleotides long. Its product is annotated as ubiquitin carboxyl-terminal hydrolase 31-like. The transcript is spliced from 9 exons. The record is from RefSeq and is a predicted model, not a curated record. Gene Ontology annotation, biological process: protein deubiquitination. Lineage: Eukaryota; Metazoa; Arthropoda; Insecta; Coleoptera; Tenebrionidae. The coding region runs from base 114 to 2909 and encodes 931 amino acids. Gene Ontology annotation, molecular function: cysteine-type deubiquitinase activity.